Messenger RNA from Mugil cephalus (flathead mullet), 5692 nucleotides. RefSeq names its product zinc finger protein 281-like. Bases 333 to 2900 code for a protein of 855 amino acids. Gene Ontology annotation, biological process: regulation of transcription by RNA polymerase II. The record is from RefSeq and is a predicted model, not a curated record. Gene Ontology annotation, molecular function: RNA polymerase II cis-regulatory region sequence-specific DNA binding; DNA-binding transcription factor activity, RNA polymerase II-specific. NCBI's taxonomy places the organism in Eukaryota, Metazoa, Chordata, Actinopteri, Mugiliformes, Mugilidae. The transcript is spliced from 7 exons.
CACGGCACAGUAAAUGUACAAAUACUAUUUACAUUUGAGUAAAGCACAUGGCCGCUACCACUGGUCCGGUCCAGAGAGGAAACCUUCGUCUGUCUCCUCUCACGACCCGUCCGCAGCGCGCUCCCAUAAUCCCCCGCGCCGGGACAAGAUGGAAGAAAGCAGCGGCCGCCGGAGAACAAUGUUUUGGCAAUAAACCCCCAAAAGCGGCGACCACGGCGACGAUACAGGCACGUUUGAAACCAACUGCGGUCAUGUGUAGGAUAUUCUCCUCCUGCAUUCCUCUUUAGAUCGAUUACCCGCCUUCUCCCCCUGCACAAAGCAAAACCACCAACAUGAGUAUUAUCCAAGACAAGUUAGGCAAUGAGUUUCUGCGCAACGGAGGCAUGGACCCCAAUUUUGCACCAGGUAUGCUUAUGUUCAGCCACCUGCCGCCAGUCACCAGCUUCACGCGGCUGUCGUCCCCGUCCGUCAUGGGCGACCUUCCCCAGGAGAUGAUCCUCAAGAAAGAGCGCGACUCGCCCCCAGACCACCAGGGUACCACCGCGGCGGCGAACACGGGGGGCUUCCUUCACAGCAUGGGCAUUAAGCAGGAGCGGCUAAGUGAGCUGGAUUACCGCAUGCCCCUCUACGGCGGGGGCGGAGGAGGAGGAGGAGGAGGAGGAGGAGGAGGAAUCGGGGUGAACUGUGCUGGAGGGGGCGCGGGGAAGAGUGGCGCCGACAUGCAAGAUAUGUCGUACGGCAACCACCACCAAAAUCACCAGAACAUGCUCCUGCACGACCUCAGCCUCAGCAACGUCCGUUCCCUCGGAGAACCGAUGCCUGUAAGACAAGGAAAAGAGCCAAAAGAGUCAUCAGGUAGACGAGGGCGGAGGAGCAACGGGGACGGACAGGGAGGCAAAGCUCGAAGGAAACGCAACGAUGCUGCAAAGGCCAUGAUGUUAGACGCAGAUGGAUCUUGUCUGUCCCCCAAUUCGAAACCACAUAUCUGUGAGCACUGUAAUGCAGCUUUCCGCAGCUCCUACCACCUGCGCCGCCAUGUCCUCAUACACACAGGUGAGAGGCCUUUCCGGUGCAGCCAGUGUAACAUGAGCUUCAUCCAGAAGUACCUGCUCCAGCGGCACGAGAAGAUCCACAGCGGGGAAAAGCCUUUCAGCUGUGACCAGUGUAACAUGCGCUUUAUCCAGAAGUAUCACAUGGAGCGGCACAAAAGGACUCACAGCGGCGAGAAGCCAUAUCGCUGCGAUACCUGCCAACAAUUUUUCUCAAGAACAGACCGGUUACUGAAGCACAAACGGACUUGUGGAGAAGCCAUAAAGAAGGGCCUAGACCCGAACAUGCUGGAGCUCAGCGAAGCAGAGCUAGGCCAGGGCAGCUAUUCACUCACUCAGGGAAACUCUACCACCUCCGGACGCAAGAGGGCCAAGUCCAAAAACGGCGAGGGGGGCGAGCGCAAGAGGAAGAAGAAUGCCUCCGUGGCAGCGGCCUCGUCUUCCGGGGGGAUGGCCCGGGACCUGGGCUUACAGGACUUCAGCAUGGAGCACCCCUCAGGCUCCGACCCCGCCAUGCAAGGACGUACUCCCAAAUUGGUCUUUAAAAAAGGUGGCCGCAAGGGGCUUGACAAGGGCCUCCUCGCUCUGGAAGAUGGCGCAGACGGACAAAAACUGCUGGGCCAGAAGCCCGGCUCCAUGGAUCACGUGGAGGGCGCCGGCCUCGAUAAUAUGGGCCUGCUCCACGGACCGGGGGGCAACAAGCAGGGGCCCGCCACCAGCAGCAGCAACUACGAUGAUGCAAUGCAGUUCGUCAAAAAGCGGCGCUAUCUCCACGCGGUCAACAACGACUACGGGGCCGGCUCACUGCACAUGACAUCCCAGGGCGGCAGUGUAAUCCAGGGCUCCCUGGGGCCCGAGCCAACGCUAGCCAUGCUGGACUCGUCGCCGCUGGAGCUCAAACACGACAAGUCGGGCAUUCCAGACGAGGUGCUGCAGAGCCUGUUGGAUCAUUACAGCCAUAAGGCGGAGGGGGCGCACCACCACGACGUGACGUUCGACCUGCCGGACCACGCGCACCACGUCGACCUCCAGCCCGCCGCCCCCGUCACCCCCGAGCUGGAGGACGACUCGGCCAGCGGCGGCGACAAGACGGCGGUGAUGAGCGAGUACUCGAAGUUCCUGCUGCAGGCCCUGGAACGCACCAGCCACAGCGGACCCUUCCCCAGCCUGGGCCCGCCGGGGCCCUUCCCCCUCCUGUCGAGCAGCUCCAGCCCGACGGGGCCCCUGUUCUCCGACAAACACGUGUAUUCCACCUCGCCUCUGGAUUGCGGCUACCCGCCCGCCGUCUCCUCCCCGCUGCCCAUCGCCGCUCCUCCCUCGUCGUCGUCCUCCUCGUCCUCCUCCAAGUCCCACUACGGCAUGCUCGUCGGCUCGCCCUCCCAGACGGCCUACCACCUCGGCCUGGAGCCCACGAGCCACCAGCAGCUGACCCCGUCUCAGGAGCUGACGGAGCAGCUGGAGAAGCAGCACUCCUCCCCCGGCACCUUCAACCUACCUCCCCAGGACCUCACCGCUCCAGCGGAGGGCUCCAAGGGGCAGCAGCAGCAGCAGCAGCCCAAGGCAGGAGGGAGCGCCGCGCCCGCCAACGGCUCCAGCUACCCCAGUCUGUCCCCACUGAACCCCCCGAAAGAAACAACGUACCAGAUCGAGAACUUCGCCCAGGCCUUCGGCUCCCAGUUCAAGUCGGGACGGCGGACCCCUCUGAGCUACGGCAGCGACCCCGGGGCGGAGGUCGACCACCGAAUACGGACUCCAGUGUCAGAAUUCUCAGGGUAUACCAGUUUGUUAGCUGACGUCAGUGAGCCAGUGAGUACAGGAUCAAAAACCCCGACAAGCCAAAGUUUCAGAUAAGGGUCAAAGCGAGGUGACUCCGGUAAGGGGCGCUGUUCUGUUACUGUCCUGUGCGGCCCCUGUACCCAUCCUGAUUUUGUUCUUGUAGCAAAGUUUUUCUUGUUUUUUUUUAAACACUGCCAUUAAAUGUUAAUACAUAAAUGACCAGGGAGGGUCUUACAUGGCCUCAAAAUGCAAUUUUUUUUAAAAAAAGAAAAAAAUUCUCAUUUUUAUUAUGUAGUUGCUUAAUUUUUUUUGUUAAAGAGUAGUGAUUUUGAUAUGAACGUACCGUAGAUUUAAAUGUAAUUUAAAAACAUUUAGAGGGUAGCUAAGAACUUGCUUGUUUUUUUUUUGUUUUUUUGUUUUUUUCCCCUCCUCCUUUUUCUGUACCCCCCCCCCCCUUUUUUUUUUUUUUUUUUAACCAAUCAUCACACCAUUGUAAAGUAAUAAUGAACAAUGCUGAUGAUUUUUCAAUAAUAAUAAUAACAUUUGUGGCAGGGAAAGGCCCAGAAUUCAAAUGGCAAAAAAAAAAAAAGGAAAAAAAGUAUAUAUUGUCUGUUACAAGAAACGUAUUAACUCAGGAAAAAUAGGCAAAAUUGUGUAAUAAGACUUUGUAUUAUGAGAUGCAAUUAGCACAGUUUUUUACAGGUGUACUUUGAGACUACAAAGAUUUUGUUUUUUUUAUUUACUUGUCAGAACAACAAAAUUACAAUACACGAUCAUACUUGGUUUCUACUGCGUGCAGCUUUGUCGAGAUUAUGGUACUGUUAUCAAUGUGAAGACGUCCACAAUUUUUAUUUUUUUUUAUUUUUCUUCUUUUACAUGACACAUUUACUGGCUGUUGCUUCAAUGAAUCCUGCAUAACCACGUACUCCUCGACUUCCUGCACCAGUUUGUGCCGCAGGCGGGAAAAAAAAAAGAAGAAAAAAAGACGCAGCUUAGGAAACAAACAAACAAACAAACAAACAAAAAAACUAAAAGAAUCCACCCGGCCGUCACGUUUUCAGGAUGCAAUUUAAAAUUUUUUUUUUUUUUUUUUGUCGUCACACAGUUGCUGAAGUGUCACCACUUUUCUUACUCCACGUACUCCUCGCUGUUCCUUUUUCUUUUUUUUUUUUGUGUCUGUCAAUGGAAUCAAACAAGCACUUUUUUUCAAACAAAUCAUCAUUGGAAACGACAAUAACCCAUCCAAUUUCUGCAUAUGUGAAACGUGAUUAUUAUGCUAAUGGUUAUUAAUAUUAUUUUAAGAGGAUAAAACUGUGAAUGGGAGGGAGGGUGGGACAAUGGGUGGGUUUGGAGGGGUGGGUGGGCUAUUCAGUGGGGUUUGAUAGGGGUUGACUAGGCAUGACCGUGGGCAUUUAAAUGUAUUUUGUUGCUUUUUCUCAAGGGUAGAAUAUCGGGGAGGGGAGGGGAGGGGAGGGGGUUCUUACGGUUGUUCGGGUGAUGUUGUAAAAAGAUGAUUUGCCAUAAUUUUGUUAUACAAUAUUUUGAGAGUACCUCUUUGUAUUUAAGUGUUUUUCGAGAGACGGGCUGACAUGCUGGAUCCCUUAUAUCUUUAAAACCCACGGGUGUUUUUUAAUUUUUUCCUCCCUCAACGCAUACCUUGAAACGUUUUUUUUUUUUUUUUAAUUUAUUCUCUUUAUAUCAGCCACACCACAAUGGUAGCAGGUUUUUUAUUAUUUUUAUUUUUAUUUCUUUAGGUAAGCAAUCACCGGACCUACACCCAAUCCGUGUCUUCUUUUGUUUCGUUUAGUUUAUGGCAAGAAAAUCGCUCCAGUAAAUAAAUACAGUUCAGAAACAGAAAAAAAAGGUUCUAUCCCCUCCCUGAAAUGCAGCCCUGCACUCGCAAGAAUAAACAAUGGCCUUCUUUGUCUUCCGUGGCUACAGCCAUUCUUUCCCCGGCAGCCAGGGUUUGAUAUUUAAUUUAGUUGAUUUCCUGUGAGCCGACCUGCCUCCCCACCUCCCAGUCCCCCAUCGCCGCCUCCUCCUUUUCCCCCUACGCCUGUGAGCUCCACAGCCAAGAGACUUUUUAAAGCUGCUCGGAUCGCAGGGAACAAAGACCGACUGACCAGCCACUAAACUCCAAACACACUAUGCUUUUAAAGAGAGAAACAAAAAGAGUGGGUGACAUGUAGAAAGAGAGAAGAAGAAAAAAAAAAAAGACAAAAAGAUUGACCUGAAUAUACCUCAUAUCACUAAAAAGCGCAAGAAAGCAGGGACACGCGUUUCAUGUAUGUAGUGGAAAUAUUUGUAGUAUAGGUUCGACAUAUUGUAUAAUCAUUUAACACUGCCUGUGUUUACAAUUAUAGAGCAAAUGACUCAUCAAAUGCAAAUGUAUUAUUUCUUUUCUUUUUUUUUUUGUUCUGUUUUUUGUAUAAAAACAACCACGCCAAGCAGUGUUGCAUUAUAGAUGCCUCAUAGAACAUUUUUCUCAUGUUAUAAUCCCUUAUUUUUGUUACUUGCCAUAAUGUGUUUUUGAUAUGAUCUCUAGAAGGAUACUGUUUACAAAAAUGUACAAAAAAAAAACACUAAAACUGUGUGUUUUAUUUUUUAUUUUUCAUUUCUUCGAGUUUUCCUCCAGUAUGCAUGAUAAAAGACAUUUUUGUACGGCUUUUUUUUUUUUUUUUUUUUGUCUUUCCUUCUUCCUCCUGAUUGUCACCUCAAUACCAAAUUUUGUAGCAGAAGCCACCCCGUUCCUUUGUCUUAUUUGUUCUAGACUCUCGUGAUAUGAUUUCCCCAGGCUGUACCUGUUAUUGAGAUGAUGAACGGAUUAGAGAAGCCAAUAAAACGUUUUUUUUUUUGUUACAAAAAUA